Molecule: messenger RNA, 446 nt
Organism: Gongylonema pulchrum
Lineage: Eukaryota; Metazoa; Nematoda; Chromadorea; Rhabditida; Gongylonematidae
Source: the annotation of a GenBank genome assembly
GUGGCUGGUGAUCAAAUCAGGACCAAAAAAUUAAUCAUGAAACGUACAGGAACAUUUCUGAAAGCGGUUCCUCGUUGGAUGACGCGUCUGGUUGACGUCAGGAUAGUACCAACCGUUGAAGAGAGCAUAUUUGAUAGAAGCAAGCGCCUGCUGGUCACUUAUACCAGAAAUGUCACGAUGAUGUCGAAGGUCAAAAUCCACGAGCGAUGUGUAUACAAACCUGGUUUUAAAAACGGAGCACCGGAAACAGUUAUUGAACGUGGUGGUCUAGUGUCAACCUCAUUUGGCCGACUGAACUCGUUGAUUGAACGUGUUUUGAUGGUAAAUUUCGCUAAAAAUAUGAGAAGAACGGUCGAUGCCUAUAUGGAAAAGCUUACGAAAAGGUUAUUUCAUUCCUUUUUAUGCGUUUUUUUGCAUCUAUGCGAUGCGGGAAACGCAUAUUAAUG